Messenger RNA from Aspergillus piperis CBS 112811, 1487 nucleotides. RefSeq lists its product as uncharacterized. The transcript has a single exon. The record is from RefSeq and is a predicted model, not a curated record. NCBI's taxonomy places the organism in Eukaryota, Fungi, Ascomycota, Eurotiomycetes, Eurotiales, Aspergillaceae. Gene Ontology annotation, biological process: nucleobase-containing compound metabolic process. The coding region runs from base 266 to 1012 and encodes 248 amino acids. Gene Ontology annotation, molecular function: nucleic acid binding; 3'-5' exonuclease activity.
CUCAAUUUCAGUAGUUCGCUCAUUGUUGGCGCCUAUCGGCAUGAGGAGAGCAAUAAUGUAUAACCAAGGAUGAUUGUUGGGAAGCACGGUGCAUGGUAUGGCUGGGUACAGUGUCUCCGGGCGCAGAGCAGAAAUGCUGUAUCUUCCAUAGUACGUAACGUUCAUUAUCUAUGGCCUUAUAAGUUCAGCUCAUCCUUCGCUUGGAUUGUUUCCAAACCUCAGUACCAUUUGCCUCACUCUAUCUACUCUCUCUGCACAUUUAACCAUGGACUCUGUCGGACCAACCGUGGUAGAUACCGUUGCUGCAAUCAGCCAACUUGUGGACCUCUUCAACAACCUACCAAAUGAGCCUCCAUCCCUCUACGUCGAUAUUGAGGGCAUAAACCUAUCUCGUCAUGGGUCAAUCUCGAUUAUACAAAUCUUUCUUCUUCCUAAAAAUCGAACCUUCCUCAUUGACAUUCACACACUCGGCCAGUUAGCCUUUACCACUGCCUCUGCAAGUGGCACAACUCUCAAAAUGGUGCUUGAAUCUGGACACAUCCAAAAAGCUUUCUUUGACGUCCGCAAUGACUCCGACGCCUUGUACAACCAUUUCUCUAUUCACCUCGCGGGAAUUCAUGACAUUCAACUACUCGAGCUCGCAACGCGCAAUUUCUCCAGGCGAUGUAUUAAUGGUCUAGCCCGGUGUAUUGAGCGUGAUGCCCAGUUGACUAUGUCUGAGGCUCGAGAAUGGAAGCUUGCCAAAGACAGAGGGCGGAUGUUAUUUGCACCCGAAAGAGGAGGCUCAUACGACGCCUUCAACCAGCGUCCACUUUCACAGGAUAUCAUUAGAUACUGUGCUCAGGAUGUACAGAUAUUACCGAGCUUAUGGCAGAUUUAUCACGCUAAACUAGGAGGGAGUUGGAAAGCAAAAGUUGAAUUAGCUGUGAAAGAUCGGAUCAACGUUUGUUUGCAGGUCGACUACACUGGUGUUGGAAGACACAUGGCAAUGGCACCUGUAGGCUGGGUGUAGAAUGGUCAUUGACAUUCUAUGCAAGCCCCCAGGAUGUAUCUUGUCCUGUUCCUACCUUUGCUGUGUCGACUCACAUAACUUUGCCCUAUCCUAAGCUGUGGAUGAAAAUCAAGAAACAGUACCUAUCAGAAGGCUUCUGCAUAGUAAAAUCUUCGCUUUACGACAUCAGCUUUGUUUGCUAAUCGAUUCAAAAUACCCAAUCAGAAUGGAGACCCGUUUUUGAUCAUGUCCUCUUCCCAUCCAAUACAGUCCCGCGCUGUAUCCGGAUAGUCAUCCCAGCCAUCAUUAGCCAUGUUGUCGAAUUGUUCACCGUAUUGUAAGUCAUCCAGGAAAUCGUGGUCUUCCAUUUCGUCAAACAAAGCGUCCCAGUCCUUGCUAUAAUCUUCCGUCCAUGGCCCUAAGACUUUGUCACUUGCCUAACCGUCGUAUUCGGGUUUCUGUGAUAGCUGGAUGCGAUCAUUCGUUGCGUUUUGCA